Messenger RNA from Erythranthe guttata (spotted monkey flower), 1781 nucleotides. RefSeq lists its product as uncharacterized. The record is from RefSeq and is a predicted model, not a curated record. Lineage: Eukaryota; Viridiplantae; Streptophyta; Magnoliopsida; Lamiales; Phrymaceae.
GCUGGGAAUAAUACCAUUACGCCUCUCUCAGGAACACGAAGAAAAACUAACCUCUCUCUCUCUCUCUCUCACACACACAAACACACACACUCUCUUUCUCUCUCCCCAAUCACCUCCCUAAUCGACGGGCCAAAAGCUUGGUUGUCAAUCUGUGAACUGCAACCUCAGAUUUGUGAAAGUGGCAGAUGUGCUAGAUUAUUCUGCAGUUGCUCAAAUAAUCGGGUUCUGCCUAGUGCGUGACCUUUGAGUUGAGCAACUUCUCUUUAUCCUAAUGGGCACCUCGCAUCGGAGUGGGGUGUUAAAGAGGUCAAAUGACGGUGCGAGACUCAUUAUAACAACCAUCAUGGGCGUAGUGUUUGGAUAUUUUAUAGGUGUUUCGUUUCCUUCUGUUUCUUUAAGUAAGAUUAAUCUACCUUCAAGUUUAAUAUCAUCGCUUGAUAUGGCCUUUAAUGAAGAUCAUCAAAACUCUGGUGAUCGUAGUUUUCCUGAAAAUCUUGGUUCUGGCAGUACUCCUUUGACACCCAAGAUAUAUGUUCCUACAAAUCCCCGUGGUGCACAGUCUUUGCCACCGGGAAUUGUUGUGUCAGAAACAGAUUUUUAUAUGAGAAGAUUAUGGGGUGAACCUAGUGAGGAUUUGAAAAGGAAGCCAAAGUACCUCGUAACAUUUACAGUUGGUUUGAACCAAAAAAAUAUUAUUAAUGCAGCUGUGAAGAAGUUUUCUGAGGAUUUUCAGAUAAUGCUUUUCCAUUAUGAUGGCCAGACAACUGAAUGGGAUCAAUUUGAGUGGUCACAGCGGGCCAUUCAUGUCAGUGUUAGAAAACAAACUAAAUGGUGGUAUGCAAAGAGAUUUUUGCAUCCAGAUGUUGUUGCUGCUUAUGAAUACAUUUUCAUUUGGGAUGAAGAUCUUGGAGUCGAACACUUUAAUGCCGACAGGUACAUGGAUUUGGUUAAGAAACAUGGUUUAGAGAUUUCCCAACCUGGUCUUGAACCCAACAAUGGAUUGACAUGGCAAAUGACAAAGAGACGAGGUGACAGAGAAGUUCACAAGGACACAGAGGAGAAACCUGGCUGGUGCAGCGACCCACAUUUGCCUCCAUGUGCAGCCUUUGUGGAAAUUAUGGCUCCAGUAUUCUCUCGUGAAGCUUGGAGAUGUGUUUGGCAUAUGAUUCAGAACGAUUUGGUUCAUGGAUGGGGAUUAGAUUUUGCAUUAAGAAGAUGCGUGGAGCCUGCACAUGAAAAAAUUGGGGUGGUUGAUUCCCAAUGGAUUGUGCAUCAAGUGAUUCCAUCGCUUGGAAGUCAGGGCGAGACCGACAAGGGGAAAGCACCAUGGCAAGGGGUACGAGAUAGAUGCAAAAACGAGUGGGCGCUUUUUCAGGACCGACUCUCAAAUGCAGACAAGGCGUUUUUUUUGGGGCGUCAGAAUCCUUAAACUAUGAUCUUAUCUCGUCUAAUCUUGUAAAUUGCUUUAAUUUUUUCCUUCUCGCUUUCCUUCCUAUCUCCCCCCGAGUGGCGUUUCAUAGUCCGAUUCUUUUAUUCCGAGUUAUAUCCCCUUUUCAGCUUAUAUCGGCUCUAGGAUAGCUGAGUUACCGGUAGCGUAAAAAAGACAUGGUCGAUACUGAAAAGAUAAGUUCCGUUUUUUGUGUGCAGAAGUAGAAAUAGGUUCUAUUUAGUUAUAUUAUGUAUGCCGAUGGACACAUUAGUAUUAUUACAUAAUUUGUUGUUUUCGCAAAUCUUCAUGCUUUAUGUAUGCCGAUGGACACAUUAGUAUUAUAGUAUUAUUA